Molecule: messenger RNA, 1190 nt
Organism: Moneuplotes crassus
Lineage: Eukaryota; Ciliophora; Spirotrichea; Euplotida; Euplotidae
Source: the annotation of a GenBank genome assembly
UAUGGAGAAUAUUUUACCUCGAGAAGACGCAAAACCAAUGGUGUUUAAAGUCAAGGAUAAGACUCUUAAUUGGAAAGGUCUCCAGGCUGUUUCAGAGUCCCUCCCUGAUGCCUUGGUUAGCCAAGAUAACUCUUUGAGCAAAGCGGUGAAUAAUCUGACCUAUGCUCUGCUUCAGAAGGAGGAUAUUGAGAAGAUGGGCUGUCCCAGGACUAUCCAGUCUUUCAAGAUAUUCCAACUCUGCUUAGAGUACAUGAGUCAUACUCAGGAGUACCUCGAGAACAAGCUUUUAGAUUAUGAGGCUGAGAAAGUCUGUGCGGAUAAAGCAUUGGAUAAGUUCACCCGCAGUUGCGAAAUUAAUAAAUAAAGUAAUGAUCAGCACAAACAAAGAGAGCAUCCAGAAGAAGAAAUUUGUACUCAAGGAUUAUGAGCUCAUGUUCAAAGAACUCGGAAUUAUCCAGCAAGAGGUCAACCAAGUCAAAUUUUCUUGUGAUAUUUGUACCCAAGGGAUCAAGGCUGGACUCUCCAGUAGAAAAUCUAAAAAGAAAAAGCAUUAUAAGUCUCUUUAUGAUCUACAGAAGCAUUACUCUAAAAAACAUCCUGGUCACGACCUUGACUUGAAGAGAUAUACGGUGAAGAGGCUCGAUGGCCGAGUUGGCCAGGUUGAUCUCAGUGAAACUCAACUCUCCAAAUUGCUUCGAAGGGCUAGACCAUAUUUAGAUAAAAAGAAGAGAAUGUCCGAAAAACCUGUUUCUAAAUUAUCAAAAUUACUCCAAAGAGCGAAGCCAUUUCUCGACGCAAAGAAAGCCCAAAACCAGAAACCACAGAGCAAGCUAUCCCGUCUACUCCAAAGAGCGAGGCCAUUUUUGGAUGAAAUCAAGAGAAAAUCUGGCUUACAACCCCGAACCAAGGAAUCACACUCAAAAGGAGACUUGGCUAACUACGACUAUCGUAAAAAGUCCACACUACAACAGAAGAAAUACAAGGAGAUAUUCGAGAGUCUCGAAGACCACUCUGAGAUCCCCAUCUCCGAGUACAAAUCUGGGUUUGAAAAGCAGGACAUUAAUGAUCUCAAGAGCUUCUUUGGCGAUAAGUUGGAGCAAUAUGAGGAUAAGAUGCAGGAUAAAGUAAAAAAUACUUAUUUUGACAUCUAUGAGGAUACUAAGAGUAAGGCCACUGGGCCUAAGAAGUAG